Messenger RNA from Triplophysa rosa, 5033 nucleotides. Its product is annotated as protein shisa-2. The coding region runs from base 2263 to 3147 and encodes 294 amino acids. The transcript is spliced from 2 exons. The record is from RefSeq and is a predicted model, not a curated record. NCBI's taxonomy places the organism in Eukaryota, Metazoa, Chordata, Actinopteri, Cypriniformes, Nemacheilidae.
CAUAAUCAUCUGUGUUAAGGAACAACGUAGUUUAGUUCGGCACCUGCAUGUAAUACAUGUACUGUAUCUAAUACAGUGAGUUCGACCCUUUUCAUUUCACUUACACAUUCAAGUAAUGUGCAUAAAUGUGACUGAAGAUUGUUGACUCGUGCAGAUGCAGGUCAUUUUGCUUCAGUGCUGGUGAUAGUCUCACACCAUCCAAGAGAUUUAAUCAGUUAGCUUCAUUUUCUCUAUUGAUUCAGUUCCCUUUUGUUUAAUAUACUUUUACAAAUCUAUAAUAUGAAUAUAUCAGAAAUAUUACAAUAAUAGUAGUUCACCGGCAAAUAUGAUCAUUUCUUUUCGGAUAAUGAACUGAGGCCUCAGGGGGCUAUGAUGCAGUGACAUCAAUCAAGACCGAAAGACACAUACAAUGCUAAUGACACGAUCACCAGUCACAUUUAAUUACUUGCGGAAAAAAGUGUUUCAAGAGACUGAAAUACCACAAACGACCAAGAAAUGUCUUCGCAUUUUGUUUUUAUUAAAUUCCCUUCAUCGUGUAUGCUUGACUUUUAAUACAAUAGUGCAAAUGAAUAUGGCUAAUAUUUUCCUCACCAGAAAAACGGUAUCGUUUUAAAAGCAAAUCAUCGCGUUAAUUAAAUGUUAAAUUCGGAAAGGCCUUUUGUAUCAACCAUGCACAUUGCACAACAUUCUUGCUAAACACAGUGGUUAGAUCGCACAAGUUAGAUCUUUCUCACAAAAUCGUAUCACUUUAUUACUUAGUUGAUCUGAAACUGAUGCAAAACCCGACGGAUUCAAAUGUCUGGUGGUUUGUUUCCGUCAGCGCUGUAGUAACAAAAACAAGCAAGCGUUGAUCAGGAUCAUUUGAAAGCGCCGCUUGACCAUAUUUGAAAAUAAAGAUCCACUGAGUCUUGGUAAUAAAAUAAAAUGUAAAAUACCUGUUAUUGCGCAGUGUCGUAAAUUCGGUAUGUUUUGUCUACUACAUUCUCCACACGCAAAAAAGGUCUCCAUUCUGACCACUGACCAGCAGAGUGCACUGUCGACUCGUUUUAUUGACAAACCAUUUCGCACUACACUACAAUUUUAUGUGGAGCUUGAAGCCAAGUAGGACUUGAAUAGAUUUAUCUAAAGAAAAUUGUAAGUGCCUUAAUGUGCCUGAUUAGGAAAUAGGCUAAUGAUAACGCGUAAUACGUCUGUGUGGUUAUUCAUUGAUGACUAGUUCUUUUCUACUUUUGUAAAUACUCGGUGAGCACAUCCUGAUAGUGGCCCGUUAUUCAAACAACGGAUCUUUAGGCGUAAUGGAGGUCUCUAAUGGAUGUGCACCAGUGGCGAACUAAACGCACCACAAUACGUGGUUUCGUGCCUUUUGUCCUCGGGGAUCCCCACGGACAGCACUAAACACCAUCGCGCAUAAGCGAUCUCUGAAACGUGAAGAGUCUCCCGCAAACAUACAAUGACACUUGUUUGUCCUGUGCAACUGGCGGAGAAUUAAGAAAUCAGAAGACUAAAGCGCGCAUGCGCUGACGGACGGGUGGGCUGCUACCCUCAGGAUGAAGGAGGGUUGUCAGGGGAUCACUCUCAGUCUAUUAAUGCCGAAUCCUAACUACGGACUGCUGAUCUAUUGACAGCGUAUGUCUGAACUAUUUGGAUACCAGGUGUUAACUAGUCUUCCUAAAACCUUUAAAAAGUCACGAGUUUGAAAUCUGAAAACUUACCUGAAUGGUUAGAAAAAAAGAUUUCGUGGAAAAAAAACAUUCCGGGAUCGAGUGUAUGGAUUAUAAAUCAAGUCAGUGUUGGUUUCUUCAUAUCUCCGGGGAAGAUAUUUGAGAAGUGUAUUUUCUGGCGACAUGGACAUCCUUUCUUCCGCAGUGGAGGAAAUCCCUUUAGAGUUGGAUUGAUGCAAAGUUUGUCCUGCAGGCUUCUCACGGGAAUAUGGGAUGUUGUAAAUGUAUGAUUUGUUUGCAGCAACGCGCACCUCACGUGGCCUUUAUGAGUUUUAAUAUGUCUUCAUCUUACCAAGUCUGAGACGCAGCUACUGGAAGUUUGGUGACGAACAGUGGAUACUUGACAGGAGCAAUUCUGACAGAUCUAUUGAAUUAACUUCGGAAUUUCUCUGUCCAAUGACAUUUUUCAAGUCGUUAGUUCGGUUCCUUUUUGCCACCUCUUCUCCUUUUCUUAGUUACAUUCGCCGAUUCGAUCACUCAAAAGAUCUAAAACAAAGAGCAAGUAAGUAACGCAGGUUGUGUUUGAAGCGCGCGAGAGAGCAUGCGGGGAUGCACGGGAUUCCCGAUGGCCGUCGCGGUGGUGUUGACUCUUUUAACUAUCAUUAACGUGAAAGCGAGUGGGGAAUAUUGUCACGGUUUCCACGACUCUCAGGGCGCCUGGCGAGACGGCUUUCAGUGCCCGGAGCGCUACGACAGCGCAGGGACCAUCAUCUGCUGCGGGAAAUGCGACCUCCGGUACUGCUGUUCCAGCACAGAAGCCCGACUGGACCAGGGAACAUGUGAUAAUGAUAAGCAGACACAAGAUACCAACACCGGAGAAAAGGACAACAACAAUUCAGGCGCGGUACCCAUCUAUGUGCCCUUCCUCAUCGUUGGCUCAGUCUUUGUGGCGUUUGUAUUGGUGGGCUCUGUGGUUGCAGUGUGCUGCUGUCGCUGUCUACGCCCCAAACAUGAACCUUCUUCAGGCAGCGGGUCAGGAGGUGGGUCCAGCAGUGCCCGUGUUCUAGAGACGAUCCCUAUGAUGGCCAGCACAGGCACAUCGCGAGGUUCCUCCUCCCGCCAGUCAAGCACCGCCACCUCCUCCAGCUCCUCAGCUCCUCCCUCCGCACCCCGCCCCGCACCUGCCCCCAUGCUACGCGCCCAGGCCUCUUGCUGCCUGCCCCCAGAUGCCAGCGUCUAUGUCAACAUGCCCACCAACUUCUCCGUACUGAAUUGCCAACAAGCGACUCAGAUUCUCCCUCACCAGGGGCAGUUCUUGCAUCCUCAGUACAUUGGCUUUGCCCACCCGGUUUCUCAUGCCCCGGCUUUCCUGGAUCCCGCUCAGGUGGGCUACCGACCCUUGCAGUCUCCAUUCCCACCACCCACUAGUGUGGCCAGCGUCUCCAGCAUAACUGGCGAACAAAAAUACCCUCCAGUAACCAUGUGAGUGAGUAUUAUGGGAUGCUGGAACACAGGAGCAUAAUAGCCACAAUGAGCAAUGGUUGGAAAACAGCUGAAAUUGGAAGUCACAAGAGAAACACAAAACAAUGGAUCAGUUCAGAGCAAUGGAGUGUCAUGCCUGCUGGUUGGUGCUCGGUGGAAUGUGUUUUUCGAAAGUAAGCAGAAAACACAUCGUAAACAAAGUUCAGGAGGAGCACGUGCAAAUAAUCUACACAGCCAACUCCUCAUCAGCGAUCACAUCACCCGUCCUAUUAGCUCGAGAGCAAGCUCUAUAAAUACCUCCAUUCUCUCUACAUUUUCACAGCAACCCCGACUCCUCACCAUCAGCCCGUUUCACUGGGGGGAGCGCUCGGAGUUCGGGCCAGAAUACCGACCUUGGAGCCCUCUCCCCGGACAGCGCGCCAAAUACGCACACCAUCCAUCCAGUUUUAUUUAUUUGCUAAGGCGAACUCGUGAAACUGCCUUCACUUUAAAGGCUGAAUAUACACAUGCAUUCUUACCCAAUUGUGUCGUACUACUACACAAAUAAGACCCGGACGUUGUUUCUGUGAUAUAAAGGACACGGCCAACCCCUGACAAUAUUUCAGGGCUGUCAAAGACAUGUGCAAUGUGCCUUGAGACGUGCUGAUGGUAAUGCACUAUGAACGUGUGCUGGUGUAAAUGAAGCGUUUGUGUAUAUGCAGUAUUGUGUAACCAAAGUGAACAUGUGUGCUCUGUGCGUGACUGUAUAGGUGUGUCGCUUUAUGAGAUGCAGUACAUGUGGAUGUGUGUAGUGUUGUAUGUUGUGUGUAAUGGAAAUUACAGGUGCUUUAAUGGGAAAAGCAGUUCUGGCUCCCCGUCGAAUGCUUCAAAUGUAAUGAAGUGAACACAGGCGCACACACUCGCAUACCGGGAAACUCUUUCUGUGGAACCAAACUCAUUUCCAAAAGCCUUAAAGAGAAAAUACACAAAUAUGAAAGAGCUGUGUUUGAAACAUGUUUAGGAAAAGGAUGGGUGUGUGUGAAAGUGGAGUCAACUGUGUUCCUUUGUGUAGCCUUCUAAAAGCGGCAGAGUCCAUUACGCAGGAAAAACUGUCUGCCAACUGUUCUCCUUCACUAAGUCUCUGUGUGUGUGCCACCGGUCCCUCUGUUAGCGUUAGGUACACUCAAGAAGUAGUAGAGGGUUCCAGGACAUUUCAAUUUGGAGUGUUUCUUUCAGCGCCUUAAAAAGACGACAGUUUGGCGAGGAUGAAAAGUCGAGUUCCUCAAAUGAAGCAUGCAUCACCAUUAGAAUGAUCCAGAUCUUUUUUUAUUUUAUUUAGAGUUAAGGUUGCGAUGGAAAGGUAUUAGCUGAGAUGUGUUUCAUGCCACUGAAAUUUUCAUGCCACAAGUGUCACCAAAUAGACUCACGAAAACAGAUGGUCACCUCCCCUCCAAACUUAAGACAUUGGGUGAACCAAUAUUGCUGUGUCUGGCUGGUCGGGAUACACAAACAAACAGUAAUGUUUUGAUAGCGCCAAAGAGCCACACUGUUUACACUUUUCGGGAAAAUCAACAUACAGAUGGCUUAUUUAUAGCUGCAUGUUGAACUGGGAUAGACAAAAAUAUUUAAGCUUUUAAAAAACUACUCACUACAGAUUUGAAUUUCUGUGUAUGAUACAAAUGCGUGGGUACAACCGAAUGUGAGGUUGAAUGUGCCUUUCCCCCUUAAAAACAGGGUGCUUUUACAUAUGAAAUAUAUUAAGUUUAUAAUAAAUGUUUUUAGAAACUGUGAAGUGCGGGGCUUGUUUGUAAGAGAGCGCUGCUGUCAGCAGUAUGUGGGCCAGUCUCAAAUGAAGACAUGCAGGACCUGUUUGCACCACUGCUAUGACUAAAUUAAACCAGAGCGCUCCUG